Molecule: messenger RNA, 711 nt
Organism: Eutrema salsugineum
Lineage: Eukaryota; Viridiplantae; Streptophyta; Magnoliopsida; Brassicales; Brassicaceae
Exons: 3
Coding region: 113-427 (104 amino acids)
Source: RefSeq, a predicted model, not a curated record
GGUUUAGACCGGUUAAAGAUUUAGGUUAAUUAACUCAUACUCAAUCUUCCGUCUUCGACCUCUCGCAAACACAGAACCAGACACGUUGAUCUCGACCUGAUAGGUAAAGAAGAUGAGUGGUGAAGUUGUCUUAGCUGCUAGAGUUUACCGUGACCUUCUUAAAGCUGUGGUGAAACAUGUUGGAAAGGAAGACCACAAGGCUCAUUUCACAGACUUUGUUAAGCAGGAGUUUCGGAAGAACGCACAUGACCGAGAGAAAAUUAACCUCGCACGCAAUUACACAUAUCUUCUUAAUAGCAUUCACUCUCACAAGGAUCUGCUCUUCUCAUACAACAUUGCAGUUGAUAGAUCAGCAGAAAUGAAACGAGUGCUUGGGAAAUCUGCAGCUAGUGUAGGGCUUCGUCUUCCCGAGGUUUACCAGCCUUGAUCAUGCAGAGCAUACACAUUCCUCUUUGUCUUUCCGGGAGACAAGCCACUCUGGUUUCGUCAUUUCUAUGGACAGAUCUUGGGUAAAAUUGGAAUAAGUGUGAUCUUCUUUGGAGCCAGAGUGCUCUUGCAUUGAUAGAUCUGAGAUGGAUGGAUUACAAUUUUUCGUUGCGUUGUUACCGCAUUUGUUUUGAAACAUAUUCAUGUUGUACGAAGCCACCAAAGUGAGAAGUGAUGGCAAAUUGUAAUAUAAAGAAGCCUCAGAUAAUAGUUCUGUUUUCCUCA